AUGCUGGUGGCGUCUGCUGUACCCAUUGAGCAGCACCAAACAGCUAUGAACGAGUCUCAGGAUGAGCCAAUUCUUUCCAUCCAUUCUAUUCCCCUCCAAAGUGGUUGGUGCGAGGCUCUUAAGCACCUGACGGCUGAAAUGGAGGAGGUGUUAGAGCAAAUAGACGCUCCUGCCACGGCCAAAGACGUGAUACAUGAGCAUCCCCACCGGCUGCAAAAGCCAAGCAGCGACUUGAAGGACGUGAAAGCGGAGGGCGAGGAGGAGGCGAAGGAUACUCAGACUCAAGAAGAGAGUGUGGCUUCUGUGCACCAUGACGCCUAUAUCGAGGAGUUGUGGGAGCCUAAAGAAGACGCAAAGAAGCACACGAAAAAGCAGGAGAAGAUCAAGGCCCAAGAGGACAAGACGCCGCAGGAGCAAGGCAAUCGUGAAUUUGUGAAAAAGAAAACCAAGGCUGCCAGUGAUCUUGACACACUCAGAGGAUGCAGACGCAGAAGGUGA
This is a messenger RNA of Mycosarcoma maydis (corn smut), 498 nucleotides long. RefSeq lists its product as uncharacterized. The transcript has a single exon. The record is from RefSeq and is a predicted model, not a curated record. Bases 1 to 498 code for a protein of 165 amino acids. NCBI's taxonomy places the organism in Eukaryota, Fungi, Basidiomycota, Ustilaginomycetes, Ustilaginales.